Sinocyclocheilus grahami is the source of this 2207-nucleotide messenger RNA. It is a transcript of the gene sh3bgrl3, whose product is annotated as SH3 domain binding glutamate-rich protein like 3. Gene Ontology annotation, cellular component: cytoplasm. The transcript is spliced from 3 exons. NCBI's taxonomy places the organism in Eukaryota, Metazoa, Chordata, Actinopteri, Cypriniformes, Cyprinidae. The record is from RefSeq and is a predicted model, not a curated record. Bases 104 to 382 code for a protein of 92 amino acids.
UUAAAUGAGUGACUGGGUGUCGGUGGUGAAACAGCGAGUUUAGAGCAACAGAACGGGAACUGAUCGCCUUCAGAAACACAAAGGGACAUUACGAUCCACCGCUAUGGGCAUCAAACUGUAUUACACCACCGUCACUGCAUCGAGAGAGGUCAAGUCUCAGCAGGCCGAGGUGAUGCGUAUUCUGGAAAGUAAGAGCAUCAAGUAUGAGCUGAUUGACAUCUCGGUGGGCGGUGCUGUGCGGGAUGAGAUGAGGAGUAAAUCAGGCAACCCCACGGCAAUCCCACCUCAGAUAUUCAAUGAAGACCAGUACUGUGGGAACUACGAGAUGUUUUCUGAGGCGGUGGAGGCAGACACAGUGGAACAGUUUCUGAAGAUUGCAUGAGAGUCAAACCUGGUAGCAACCAUCAUCCUCUUCCCUCCCCUGGUCCAUGUCCACAUUCCCAAAGGGAGGCCUGCCUGUCCCCCUUCAGUGUCUCAAUGCCAUGCCACAUGCCAAAAACAAUCAACAGAAAAGCACGCACUCGCUCUGUACCACCAUAUUUACCCUCAAACGGAGACCCGGUCACUCGUUCAUUCCUUCGUGCUUUUGUUUUGAUGAUCUUGUUUAUUUCCUCUCUUGAGUCCUCUUUGGUUCCGACGCUUAAACGCCACUAAAUUGUCUUAAUCUUGUUUGGAUCAGAGCGCUUGGAUGUGUAGUAAUUAGGUCAGCAACACUAUGUUUAUUCCAGAUUGAGCUAAUCCACAAUCCAAGAAAUACGAGAAUGAUUUUGAGUCCAGUAGUUGAAUCAGAUUGCCAAUUUGUGUAGAUGGCCUUCAUAUAUUCCCGCCUUUAGUACUGAUAAAUCAUUUAGAAAUGGCUAACUCUCUAUGGGCUGAAAUUUAUGUGUUGGUACCUUAAAAACACAGGCCCUAAUUUCCAGCAUGAUGUGAACCAGAUGCAUUAGAUGCUUUUUAUUUUAUGCUUUGGCAGAGUUGAAGCCUCAGGUUUUGCUCUCCGAGACAGGUUUCCAUUUAACAUUCCCAAUUUCAGGGAUUGAAAAACGUUCCAUUUCGUUAAACUGUGCCAAUAAAUGUCUGUACGAGUGUGUUUUCCAUACAAGCAUUUUUCCUCUAUCCUCCUUAUUCCAAAGUCUGAAAAUCCAUUAUAAGGUGAAUCUCACAAUGAUUUGGUCAUGUUUUACCAAAAUAAGAAAACAUAUUUUGCAUAAAGUGAUUUUUUUUUUUGCAUUGUGAUAUUUCUUUCAUGACAGUUAAACACAACCUCUAAUAAAUAUAUAUAUAUUACAUAUAAAUGCUUUCCAUUUUUGUUAUAUGCAUUGCUAUAAUGAUAAUUCUGCAACAUUGUCAUGAAGAUAAUUUCAAAAUGCGACAAAAACAGCAUCAUUUUGCAAAAUAGAAUUUCUUAUUUCCUUCUUUGAAUUUUAGAAUUAAGCAUAAUCCGGACACAUUCUUGACAGGUUCAACCAUUAAUUUAAUAGCAGAAUAAUGAGAGAGAUCUGCUCAACUGCUUAACCCAAUGAAUGGGCAAUAUUCUCCAACACAUUCCUGUUAUGCCGCUGAAUUUCAUCUCAUUUUUCCGUUCUGGUAAUGCACUAAGUGUUGGUGUUUCUGUGAUCAGCAGUGCAAACCUUCCCUGAGCUCUUAAUUAGCUCAGUACUUCAGCUGCAACCACGAAAUACAUAAUCUAGUAGCCGAAUCCCUCCAUACGGCAUAGUUCACAUGUGCAUGCUGUUCCAUCAAGUGUCAAAUUGAGCUCACUGGAGGUUGUAGCAUUGACAUUUCCAGCAGGUUAUCCUCUAGCAUGUCAUGUUGAUCAUAUUGGUACUUAAUUUAUACUGUAUACUUGGCACAGUCUUACAAUCUAGUUGUGAGUCGCGGUCCUACAUCUAAUUCAUUUCAUCUGGCAUCGGUAAUGUCUGCUGCUCUCAGUUCGUCUUUUUUUGCAGUAUAUGCCACUAUUGUUCUCUGCGGUCAAAGUUGAGACACGCACAGACAGCUGGCUCAUGAAAUGAUUGUGAAUCUUCCUCUGUCGUUAUUGUUUGUAACGAUUUCUUGUGGUCUCUUUGUGCUGUACUGCUUUUCUUUUGGACCAACGCCAUUUUUGGCCAAAAUAAAAUAAUGAUAAUUAGGGAAAGAAAUGCGGUUGUCUUCCAAGAAGAUGGUGAAAUUGUGGUGUAUGGGUCAAAUAAAAAGUGCAAAAAAAAAAA